Cryptococcus wingfieldii CBS 7118 is the source of this 2067-nucleotide messenger RNA. RefSeq lists its product as hypothetical. The transcript is spliced from 5 exons. Gene Ontology annotation, cellular component: nucleus. Bases 1 to 2067 code for a protein of 688 amino acids. Gene Ontology annotation, biological process: regulation of DNA-templated transcription. The record is from RefSeq and is a predicted model, not a curated record. Gene Ontology annotation, molecular function: zinc ion binding; DNA-binding transcription factor activity, RNA polymerase II-specific. Lineage: Eukaryota; Fungi; Basidiomycota; Tremellomycetes; Tremellales; Cryptococcaceae.
AUGUCUGCGUACAGCGGGUCCACCAACCAGUUCUUUGCUGCCGAGUCUACCAUGGGCGACGGCCCGCUGUCUCCUCUCUUCUCUCCUCUGCCCUCCCCUCCUCCUCCCACCGAGGCUGGCGAGCCUGUCGAGGCCGUCGAGGCUGGUGUGAACGACCUGGCCCCCCAGGUUUCUCCCUUCUCGGCCCCCUUUGCCGCCGGGUCUGUCGAGAGUGACUCCGCAAUGUCUUCCCUCUUCUCUCCUCCUCCCUCUCCUUCUCAUAUUGCCGACGAGACCACUGCCACCACCAUCGGUGACGAGAACGACCUCGGCUAUGACUACAGCGAUGACUCUGCCCUUUCGCCGCUCUUCUCUGCCCCUCCCAGCCCUUCUCCUGUCUCCGAGACUAUCAACACCGCCGUCGGUGACGAAAACAAAGUUGGAGAUGACUACAGCGAGGAAUCUGCCCUCUCGCCCCUCUUCUCUCCUCCUCCCAGCCCUUCGCCUGUCGAGGCCUCAGCCACUACCUCUGCCCGCUCUCGUUCGCCUUCUCUGCCCCCUAUCGCCCCCAUCGUCAUCCCCACCACCAAGCCUGCCAGCGAGAAGGUCUACCUCGGCCUCCCCCUCCCUGGUAUUCGUGGCCCCACUGUCCCCGCUCAGGUCGGUAGCACACAGCUUGAGAAGCCCAGCGAGAAGGUUCACCUUGGCCUCCGAAUGCCUGGCAUCCGUAUCCCCGCCCUCCUCCCCAACGCUCAGCCUGAGAAGACCUGCGACAAGUCCAAGCCCAAGGCGAGGUCUUCAGCUCAUGCCACUAACACCAACAUCUUCAAGGCGACCGGCGGCCAGGAUCCGGGCAUGGAGAAGAAGAGGCAUGUUGAGGCUUGCAAGCAGCGCCAGAACAAGCACGACGACCACGACUUUAGCGCUCUCGCUUCCCUCUUUACAUCUCCCGCCGAGGGUGUCAUGAACGAUGUGAUUGACCUCACUCUCAUAGAUUCCCCUCCUUCCUCUCCGUCUCCUGUGUGCCUUUCGACACCUGUCAAUACCUCUUCCGUCGUUGGCCAACGCGACAGCUCUAGCGACAAGUCCAAGGCCAAGGCUCGUUCUUCCGCUCACGCCAACAUGUCCAACACCAUCAAGGCCAGCGGGAGUCAGAGUCCAAGCGGGGACAAAAAGACGCACGCUAAGGGGUGUAAGCGCAAGAGUAACUCUUGCGAGUACUGCAAGCGGCGUCAGAUCAAGUGCGAUCGGGACGACUACAACGCCUGCACCGCCUGCCUCAAGAAGGGGACCGACUGUGUAUACAACAUCGUCCCAGGCAAACGAGGCGCGUUGAAGGCUUCGCAAGAGGCCGUCGCCAUGGGCCGUACUCUCUCGGGUAGCCUCAUCAACGGCGGCUUGCCUUCUACCCCUCGCCUCUCGUCUUCGCCGAGCAGCAACGCCUCAGUUGCUAUCCACACCCCUCCUCGCGCCGCCCCCGCCACGUCUACCGUCGUCGUCCCCGCCUAUCUCUAUCCCCAGUUGGCGUCGACCUCCUCGGUCCACUUCAACAUCGUCGCUGCGCCUUCUGCCCCGGCACCUUCUUUCCGCGCCUCCCACCCCUCCCAACUUCCUGUUGCUCCCGUUGCUACUGGUCCAGAAGUGAAUCUCGAAGGCGAGUUCGACUUUGACUUUGACCAGUUUUACAGGGACAUCGGGCUGGUUGCCUCCGCCCCCGAAGCCGCCCCCGUCUCCUCCAGCUUCGCGCCCAACCCCUCCUUCUCUGCUAUCCCUCCUCCUCCUCCCAUCCAGCCCUUCUCGAGAGCGGCUCCCAUCGCGCCACUUCUUCCUGCUGCUGACGAGCAAAGGGCUGCCGUCAGCCAGCAGCAGUGGACCUUGGCGCAGUGGUGCAGGGACAACGGGAUCGAUGAGGCGACUUUCCUCACCAACCCGGUCUUCCAAAUCCCAGGACUCGCUGAGGCUGCGCCCGUCCCCGUGCCGGUGGAGAGUGAGAAGGAGAAGGAGAAGAGAGAGGCGGCGGAGAUUGCCAACAUUGUGGCAUUCUUCAGCACGCCGGAGAUGAGGAGCUUUAACGACGUCGGCUGUUGA